CCUUAACCUAACCACAAUUCAACUUAACCAGUUCCUUAGAAAUGAGGUUCAGCCAUGUAUAUAAGAACACCCACUCUUGUAGAACAUUUGUAGUAAGAUACAGUAAUGUAUUCUAACUCUAAUCCAAUUCUAACCCUAACCCUGAAACAAAGUCUAAACCCUCAUAAAGCCAUUCUUUAUAUACAAAGACAGCUCUGUACUUGUGAUGACAUGGAGGUGUUCAGGGUCAAACCAGCUUUACAUAAAUGUUUUAUUACCACUCUGGUUAAAUCAGUAACUACACAGAGGCUUAUCAAGCUGAACAGACGCACAAACGUCUCAAAGUUUAUGUUACAAAACAUACUGUGUAUAAUUUAUGACGAGUAAUAGAAGGGAGUUUCUCUUACUGCAUGUUACCAAACAUCGGUGAGAUGUUAGAAAAACAAAUGAACAAAAUCACACACACUAAUUUAACAUCUCAAGUGAUAUCAGAAAAAUUGAUCAGAAUGUUGAUCAGUGAUUCUUUUUUUACUCUACACGUGAGUGAAGUUUUACCACGGUGUGGUGGAGGAGCAGCUCCCAGGACUGUUUGAAUGACUGGUUCAAGGCCAUGUCCCAGAAGUCAUGGAUAAAAUAACCUACAGAGGAGAAACAUGAAAAGGAUGAAAUCAAAAUGAAAACAUUUUACUUUUUUAUUUAACCAGGUAAAAGACCCCAAGACGAGGACGACUGGGACAAGAGGUCAGUAGCGCACAUCUUAAUAAUUCUCACAAAUGCAAGAAACCGAUUACAAACAAUAAAUUAAAAUAAAAUAAUGGUUUUAAAAGUGCAGACAAGUUGACCGUUAAAGAGCAGGAGUUGUGAACGCAGUAACAAUUUUAAGAACUCAGGCACUGAUCAAUGGAUUCCACCCAUCUUCUACAAAUGUAUCCUCCACAUGUGGUCAAAAGGCAGGGUACACCAUGGACAGUACGCCAGUCCAUCACAGAUGAAAAUGCUGCUGAUAUAUGUAUGGCUACUAUAUAAUGCUCAUUCCUGUUGCAAAGGCUUCACCUGUGGAUACAGCUACUAGGCUGUGGGAAGACACGGAGUGAAAUGAGAUCAGGUCCUCCAGCAUCUGAGGCUGGAGGGAGAAACUGCAAGGCAAGAGCGAGAGAGAGGAGAGAGAUCUCAACACGAGUGUAAAUAAUUUGAAAUGUGAUGAAGGGUUUUAUCUUUACACACCAUAAAACCGCCCAUGCUCCUGUCAGCGAGCUGUGAGCCAGAGAAGUGCUGAUGUUCCUCCACUUCCAGGAUUUCUUUGUUGCCAGCACUGCCGCCGGCGUUGGCAGGAACCUGACAAUGGUGUUCAGCAGUUUGAAAGACAAUGCCGAUCCUCCUGUGACCAGGAGUGUUGACCUCAGAUCCAUCACCAGGCUUCACCGCAGAGCUGAGUUCACCUCGCCUGUGUCAUGCUCUGCUGUUGUCAGACCGCAUCCUCAGCGGUGGGAGAGUGUGGGCUGAAACUCUGUGUUUGGGAGGAAUGAAAGGGAGGAAAAAAUAAACACAGUCUUCAACCAGCGAUGUAUAUUUUGAAGCGAUCGUCGCCCUCUAACACGCAUUCCUUCAUCACGUGAGGCGAUAAACUGAUCACUGAUAACAGCUGAAGGGUCCCGGCCCUUCCAUGGGUCAGAGUCAUUGAAAGGUCAAGAUAAGACUCCUAAUCUGCACAGCAGUGUACACUUACUGGCCCCUUUAUUAGGUACGGGACACUUAGUAAAGUGGCAGGAGUGGCACCUGGUGAGUGUCAUAGGCAGGUUGCACUCCUGUUCCUCCCCUUUUCAGUCGGUGUGUCAAUCAGCUGCUCAACUGGUCUUCGCCUCCCACACACCCGGUUCCAAUCUCCUCAUCAAGCUCCCAAUAUCGACAGCAGCUCUCCUCCCCCUCAAGGCCAGAUUGUUGUAUCACCUCAUGUGUGUUCCCGACCUACCAUCAGCCCGCCUAGUCCCUGCCAGCUCACCUGCCACACCACCCAGCUCCCUCUGCCCGUCCAGCCGCCUGUACAUCACCAUUUUCUCCCUUGCUUCAUUCUGCUCCUCCUCUGUGUUCUGCGCCCACCUUAACACUCCAUCGUCACACUGUAAAUCCAAGAGAUGAUUGUACGCGAAAAUCCCAGAGUUCUUGGCAGUUUCUGAAACACCCAGACCAGCCUGUCUGACACCAACAACAAUGACACAUUUAAAUCGUAAUGUAGUUAAUCUUAUUAAAUACUAUAAAAUACUCAAAAUAAGGUCCCUGCAUUCAAAAAUUGAGACGUAUUAUCAACAAAACCUACCCUAAAUACCAAUAGUAAAAGUACAUUUCAAUCAGGAUUUUACUGAUGCUGACAUUACUUUAUCCUGCUUUACACUGAGGUAGUUCAGUCUGGUAGAUUUAAACCUAAAGGACAGGAUCUUCCAAAUGAUUAAUAUUUAAAUCUGAGGGCUUGUGGGAUGACUAACGGAGAGGAAAGAAGAAAAUAACAUAACCAGAAAUAACAUUGUAAAGGAAUUUGGGGUCUUUGGGUAAAUGUACAACCAUUUGACAGCAUGAGUCCAGGUUUUGGUUAUAAUGAAUCAAACUAAAAGUACAGAAUUAUCUGAAAAUGUAGGUAAGUAGAAGAAAAAAGUAGGAGUUGUAAAAAUCACAAUAGUUGAGUAAAUGUUGGACGUGUUUUUUCCACAAUAGUAGUCAGAGAUAAAUCUUAAAACCAUGCAUGUCCAACAACAGUCCACCUCUGGUUUGGUAAUUUGAGCCUUGUCGUGAGUCCAUUCAGUGUCCUGUGCUGCCUCGUCAGCCGUUUCCUCUGUGCUGCUGUUGUGAAAUACAAAAGACUUUUCUGUGGAACAAUGACACGGCUGAAUCCACCACGGACAUCACUCAAACUCUUCAUUCAACACGGUCCCAAAAGUCACCUUUUGGUUGAUUUGUGCUUUAUUUUCCGUAUGAAAACCCAAAUCUUCCAACUUUUCAACAAGGGAUGAGGGUCGGGGAUGGACUGGUUGCCACGGAAACGGGCUCAUAUAUCAUCAUUCAGCUGAUGAGCAGGGAACAAACCGCGGCCGCAAACGUCUGUCAGUGGAGCAUUGGACUAACUUUCAACUUGUCUGUGGAGAUUUUGUGAAUCUGUGUGACCUUUUGCAUAAAUCAGAGGAGAAUCAGAGGCAUGUCGGUCACCAAACCACACUCUGAUCCAGAAGAAACGUCAGAGGAGCUGACGGCAGCCGUGUGUCUGGAGUCAGACCUGCAGGAUGGACAGAUGAUGGAGGUUGAAGUGGGACAUCACAGCGUGUUGCUGACUCGCUCCGACGGCAAAUACAGUGCCAUUGGUAACCAGUGUACACACUAUGGGGCUCCGCUCAGCAAAGGAGUUCUUUCAGGCCACAAAGUGCGCUGUCCAUGGCACGGCUCCUGUUUUAAUGUCCAAACAGGAGAUCUGGAGGAGUUUCCUGGUAUGGACUGUUUACCCUGCCACAAGGUCAAAAUUCAAAACAGUAAAGUGUACGUGUCUGUCAUCAAAAAGACUCUCUUGCAGGAAAAAAGACUGAAGAGUAUGGGAACUGCAGUACCAGGAGUUACUCACACUAUUCUGCUGCUGGGAGGAGGUCCCGCGUCACUGAUCUGUGCUGAAACUCUCCGUCAUGAAAACUUCGGCGGCAGAAUAAUCAUGGUCACCAGAGACAACCUUUUACCUCACGACAAAACCCGCCUCAGCAAGGUGAUGAAUGUGGAGAGCGACAGUAUUCUGCUGCGGAGGAUGGAGUUUUUCCAGCAGUACGACAUCAAGGUGUGGCUCAGGAAAAAAGCACUGUCGGUGGACACAGACAAGAAGACAGUCACGUUUGAUGACGCUUCUGUCCAGAGCUAUGACCAGCUCCUCAUUUCAACUGGCUGCAGGGCAAAAUGUCUGGAUGUGUCCGACAUAAACCUGGACAACGUCAAGAUGUUGGAGACUCCAGAAGACGCCCGACAAAUCCACGCAGCUUGUCUGGGCAGCAACGUCGUCCUUGUGGGAACGUCGUUUGUUGGUAGCAUGGAAGUUGCGUCUUAUUUGAUAGACAAAGCCUCCAGUAUCACAGUGAUUGGUAGCAGCGAGCUGCCGUACCAGAACACACUGGGUCCUGAGAUUGGCAAAUUCACUAUGAUGAUGCUUUCAGAGAAAAAUGUGAAAUUCUACAUGAAUGAUAUCGUGACGGAGGUCAAAGGUGUGAACGGCAAGGUGAAUGAGAUUGUGCUUAAAAGUGGGAGAAUUAUUCCUGCUGAUGUUCUGAUCGUUGGCAUCGGCGUCGUUCCAAACUCAGAGAUGCUGAGAGGCAGCAAUAUACAGAUGGAUGCAAAAAACUUUGUACCAGUUGAUAAGUACAUGCACACCAACAUCCCUGACGUGUUUUGUGCGGGUGACCUGACCACCUUCCCCCUGGCGAUGGCCAAAAACCGGAUGGUGAACAUCGGACACUGGCAGAUAGCACAAGCACAGGGGAGAAUAGCAGCCCUGAAUAUGAUGAAUAAACCGACUGAACUCAACACAGUUCCAUUCUACUGGACUGUCUUACUGGGUGUGACAAUCCGAUAUGCAGGUUAUGGAGAAGGAUACACUGAGAUUGUGAUGAAAGGAACGUUUGAGGACAAGAAGUUUGUGGCGCUCUACAUCAAGAAUGAUGAAGUCAUAGCAGUAGCGAGUCUGAACUAUGACCCAGCAGCGUCUGCGGUGGCUGAGAGGUUGGCGUCAGGAAGAGUCAUCACAAAGAAAGAGGCCGAAUCAGAUGAUCUGAGCUGGCUGCAGCUUUCCUGAUCUCCACUUCUCCUCAUCACAACUCAUCGUCUGUGCAGUGUUGGUAUGAAACCACAACAUCUGCCUCUUCUUCUCUGUUCUCACCAAGGACAGAGAGUGGAAGAGACUUCAGUCUUCACACUCCUGUGUUCUGAAAGCAGGAGUGAAUCCAUACGUCACACAAACACCACAUACCUCAGAUGGAUGCAGCUUUUUUGGGGGGCUUUUACUAUUUUAUAUUAUUUAAUCCAACUUUUAUCUUUAUUCUAUUUUCACAUCUCACAUGUCUUCAGGGGUAUUUCACUAACAGUCACAUCCAUGAUGCCUCACGGUCUCCGCUGUUAAUAUUCAUGAGGUGGUGUGAGCGGCCUGAAGGUGCUGUGACCUCCGUGUCCACCGUGGCCGUGUAUGUGGGGAGGUCAGUGAGGUUUCAGAGGGGAAUUUAGGAGAACAGGGCGCCGCUGUUCAGCUCUUUGACCACAGAGAUGCUGAAACAGGCAACAGCAACAAAACACACCGACAGGGAACAAAGAAGACAGACCUCCAUGAAAGUGCAGUGUCUGACUGCUUUAUCACUUUAUUUCUUUACUUCUAAAUCAGUGUUUACACUCAGGUGAAAACCUCAGGUUCACAGUUCAACUCAUGAAGACUUUUUAACAACUGUAGAAGUUUUAGGGCUUAAAGCGCCAUUGGCUUAUAUUUUGUAUUGUUUUAUGUAAAUUAUUUGGAUUUUCUUUUUUUAAUUAAAUGCUAGGUCAUGGUGAAACGUUGCCGUUUUCUUUUGUUAUUCUUUGCACUGGGCAAGUUAUUAAUCAAGCGUAACAUUCAACCACUAAAAAAAUAAUAAUUCUGCUCAGGAAUGCAGGUAAAUAACUAUCAUUUGACAUCUUAAUCAAGA
This is a messenger RNA of Solea senegalensis (Senegalese sole), 5666 nucleotides long. Its product is annotated as apoptosis-inducing factor 3-like. Gene Ontology annotation, molecular function: flavin adenine dinucleotide binding; oxidoreductase activity, acting on NAD(P)H; 2 iron, 2 sulfur cluster binding. The coding region runs from base 3164 to 4789 and encodes 541 amino acids. The transcript is spliced from 21 exons. NCBI's taxonomy places the organism in Eukaryota, Metazoa, Chordata, Actinopteri, Pleuronectiformes, Soleidae. The record is from RefSeq and is a predicted model, not a curated record. Gene Ontology annotation, cellular component: cytoplasm.